AAUGAUACUCUGAUUUAUUUUUUUUAAAUAUUGUGCGCUGAUUGAAGUUUUUUCUAAAUUCCAAUGCUUGUCUUGAUUUUGCCUUCUUGUCCUGUCCUCGCGAUGUGAACUUUGUUCUUCUCUAUUUCAUAGAAACAGUCACAGGUUAAGAACACUGUACUUGUGGCGAUAAUGGUUUGAAAUCAUUUGAUGAACUCAAGCAGGAGUAUAGCCUUACACAAGAGGAUUUUUGGAAAUUUUUGCAAAUUGGGCACUGUAUUAAAGCUACUCGGGGGAAGAACCCGGAUCAUGUGACCAGCAUUCAGGAAUUGGUCCAGGUAACUAGGCAUAAAAAAUGUGGAGCCUCUAAAUUUUAUGUGAUUUUCAGGGAGGCACGAUCACACUCCUGGAGGGGUUGAGACUUUGCUGGGAGAAGGAUGUGGGCGAACAGAUUUCCGAUGAUAGGUGGGUGGAGUUGGUGGCAUCCUGGUAUAAAUGUUCUCGUGAAGCACAAUCACAGCUUAUUCAGUACAAAUUGUUGGACAGGAACCACUGGACCCCCAGUAAAAUGGCAAAACUAAAACUCAAGGACAAUGACACGUAUUGGAGGUGUGAGAAGGAAGUGGGUACGCUUGUACACAUGUUGUGUUAUUACAUGUUUAGUUUAUACAGGUAAUAAUUCAAAUUAUUGGAUUAUAUUAGUAAUAUUCCUAUUAUAAAAGUAUAUGCCAUUCUGUAUCCUGAGUUUUAGUAGCCCAUAUAUUGAUUUAACAUAAAUACCUUUUGUGUGUAUGUAUUCAUUGCACCUUUCUGUUCUGUUUAAUGUUAUUUGAAGCCCAUGGUUAUAAUUAUUCAUAAAUAUGCAGUGUCAUAAUAACUAAAUCUCUGCCGUUUAUAACAAACCAAACCGUUAGAAAAUCGGUAGAAAAUUGAGCAAGUUAUGGUUCUUUAAAAAGUCCAUGUACCACUGCAACACAUGUUAUGGGUGAGCGAGCUGACUGUGGCAAGAUCACGGUGUCACGGUGAUAUAUCGCGAGAACACCAUGUGAUCGUGAGCUUCCGUAGAAGCAGAGCAGGUGUGCGCUGAUUAAUGACUCCGCCGCGCAGAGAGAGCGGAAAUCCUCCGGAGUGAGUGAUGCCUCUUUGAGAUUUAAGCUGACAAAGUGAUUUAGUGUUCCAAACAUGACCAACAAACACGAGGCUCCAAAUGCUGCUGCCAGACUCUCUCAGCUGCCCGUGGUUCGCUCUGCUUGUAGCAAGCUUUCACACAUCUACAUCGACACUAAACACAACCACCCGACCCUGAGGACCAUGUGUGAGACGCUGGAGAGCAGCGUGACGGCUCUCAGUACUGUGGCCAGUGACCGUGUCUCACCUGUCAUUGUUAAGCUACAGCCCCAGAUUUCUGCUGCAAAUGAUGUGAUGUGUAAAAGUCUUGACUGGCUAGAUAUCACCUUUCCUGUGCUUCACACACCUGCAGAGGAGAUUGUCGCCACAGCCAAGAACAAGGUGCAUGAGAUCCAGGGCGUGGUGAGCCUUGUAGCAAACGGGACCAUGGACUGUGUCACAUGGGCGAUGGAGAGGAUGCAGCAUGCAGGUGAUAGGAUGAACAACACUCUGGCAGAGAGAGCCAUCACUGUGGCCAGCAUGGGUCUGGACUCCGCUCUGAACACAGCAGAGGCCCUGGUGGACCAAGUUUUUCCUCCUACUGAAGAAGAGAAAAUAGAAGAAGAAGAAGAAGAAGCGGCGGCAGCUCACUUGGUGCAGGGCUUUGAGGGAGUCACACUCAGGAGAAGCUACGGCGUGCGACUGGCGUCUCUUACUGCCGCGCUGUGUCGGAGAACCUACCACGUGGUUGGGGCCAAGGUUCUCUUUGUUCAGGUGGAGCACCUUCAGAUCAUGUGGCUAAGCCUGGUGUGGAACCUGCAGGGGGUGCCUCAGUACCUGCAGUGUCAGGCUGUGUCCAUGUUUUUCUUUUUCUCUCAGAUUUACAAGUUAAGCUGCCCACCACCUGAACAGAACCAGUCCUGUCAAGUUAGAAGACGUCUCAACGCAACCAGGGCUUUGUCAACUGACAACGAUGUGACACAGGGCUGCCCAAAGGUUUCACCACAGCCCUACCGAACAAGGUCAACAAUGUCUCCCGUUAAAGCGUGCAUGUGUUACUUUAAAUAAAAGGUGUUAAAAUUGGUCCCACAGCUGUCACAUAAUGGUGUAAAAUAAAGUUCUUUGAAAAGUCA
Molecule: messenger RNA, 2219 nt
Organism: Solea senegalensis (Senegalese sole)
Lineage: Eukaryota; Metazoa; Chordata; Actinopteri; Pleuronectiformes; Soleidae
Product: perilipin-2-like
Exons: 6
Coding region: 1162-2154 (330 amino acids)
Biological process (GO): lipid storage; positive regulation of triglyceride storage
Cellular component (GO): lipid droplet; cytosol
Source: RefSeq, a predicted model, not a curated record